Messenger RNA from Desarmillaria tabescens, 877 nucleotides. RefSeq lists its product as uncharacterized. The record is from RefSeq and is a predicted model, not a curated record. The transcript has 7 exons. Lineage: Eukaryota; Fungi; Basidiomycota; Agaricomycetes; Agaricales; Physalacriaceae. The coding region runs from base 85 to 633 and encodes 182 amino acids.
GGAUCCAACUAUAUAAACCAUGGUAAAGGGAUUGAAGCUUUCUCAUCGAACGAACUCUCCCUCUCUUUCGAUAUAUCAAACACCAUGUACUUCUCUCUCGCUUUUAUCCUUUCUGGCUUCGCGCUCAUCAGCCCUGUCUUGUCAGAGAUUUGCGAAGGGCAGGUCACUCUCAGCGAGUCUUAUAUUGGCGUCGACAAGAACGUCAAGGUCGAGACUGUAUCAUGCCCUGAGGGGACUCUCGCCAGGCGUGGCGACGUAGUAUCCCGCCAAGCUUCUGUCACGAAUGUUUGUGGAGCGCAGUGCAACACAUUCUGUUUCACUCCCAGUGGGGGUGGCCCGGAUCCCAAUGAGUGCCAUGUAAUUGCUGAUGCACUCCGCUAUGAAAGUGUAAACACUGGAAACCUCUUCGAUAUUGCUAAUGGCACAACUGGCAACGUUGUCGUCAUGAUUUAUAACAGCUGUGAAUCCUUCUUCGCCAAUCAAAUUAAUGGGGUCAUGGAGUAUUGUCGUGAUGAUUGGGCAUCUGUCAUUGACUGGGUGGCUCCGAACUGCCAGUCUACCCAGAAUGCACAUGGUGGAGACUGCCUCGCCGCCGACGGAACAUGGUUUAUCCAGGUUCAGCAUUCCAGUUAAAACAGUAGGAUGAAAGUAACAAUACAAGGACAGCGAAUUUUAUGUGUUAAAUGAAAGAAUUGCGCGUACUUGGACAUACGUAGUACCACUUCGUCUUUCUCGUUACCGAUUAACAAUCGAUAUGAUUAAACUAUAUUUCCUUUCCUGCAAAGAAAUACAAAGGAGAUAAAAGCAAGCUACGGACAUUAAAGAAAUCGCUACAAUGUUCGCUACCCCAGCUGGUCUCAUUCCAAGCAAAAUUCAG